AUGGCUGAAUACUUUAGGUUUUAUGGGUUUUGUGUGUUAAGUUGUUUACUGUUGAGUAGUGGGGCAGCUGGUGAGGAAGAUGCAUUUGCACCAGAAGCAGGAGUUAGUGACGGAAGGAGAGCUAUGGUGCCUGCUAUGUUCAUUUUUGGAGAUUCUCUCAUUGAUAAUGGGAACAACAAUAAUCUGCCUUCUUUUGCCAAAGCCAACUAUUUUCCUUAUGGCAUUGACUUCAAUGGUGGACCGACCGGAAGGUUUUCCAAUGGUUAUACCAUGGUUGAUACAAUUGCUGAAUUGCUUGGACUGCCUUUGAUUCCUGCAUACUCUGAAGCUAGAUCUGGUGAUCAAAUGAGAUAUGGAAUUAAUUAUGCCUCUGCUGCUGCUGGUAUUCUUGAUAUUACAGGCAGAAACUUCGUUGGUCGGAUUCCAUUCAACCAGCAAAUCCGAAACUUCGAGAACACACUCGAUCAAAUUACGGACAAUCUUGGUGCCCCGGAUGUGGCUCAGGCUCUUGCUAGGUGUAUAUUUUUUGUUGGGAUGGGCAGCAAUGACUACCUCAACAAUUACCUUAUGCCUAAUUAUCCUACUAAGAAUCAGUAUAAUGCUCAACAAUAUGCAGAUCUUUUGGUUCACCAGUACUCCCAACAACUCACGAGACUAUACAAUCUUGGAGCUCGAAAAUUUGUGAUUGCAGGGCUUGGAUUGAUGGGUUGCAUCCCAAGCAUUCUUGCCCAAAGUUCAAAUGGAAUGUGCUCACAGGAAGUGAAUCAACUUGUUCUUCCAUUCAACACCAACACAAAGGCCAUGAUCAACCAGCUUAGCGCUAAUCUACCGGGCUCUAAAUUUUCUUAUAUCGACGUUAAAAAUAUGUUUCAAGAUCUUCUGGCCAAUGCUAGAUUAUAUGGAUUCGGUGUUGUAAAUCGAGGGUGCUGUGGAAUAGGGAGAAACAGCGGGCAGAUAACUUGUCUUCCAUUUCAAAUGCCAUGUCUAGACAGGAACAGGUACAUAUUCUGGGAUGCAUUUCACCCAACAGCAGCAGUAAAUAUCUUGUUUGGGAGGAAUGCUUUCAAUGGAAACCAGAAUAUGGUCUAUCCCAUUAACAUAGAGCAACUUGCCAAACUAUGA
This is a messenger RNA of Fraxinus pennsylvanica, 1122 nucleotides long. The record is from the annotation of a GenBank genome assembly. Lineage: Eukaryota; Viridiplantae; Streptophyta; Magnoliopsida; Lamiales; Oleaceae.